AGUUGGAAGAGAAAGCGAACUUGCGCUGCUCUCUCUCGCUCUCUCUUUUUGUUUAACUCUUUAUUUAAACGGGCAGCUUGGAAACCGAACGUGAGUCUGUCGUGAGAAAUUCAAGGCCUUUAUUGACACUGAGCGGCACGAGGAGGGGAUAAGAACGAAGACAAGCCGCGUUAAACUAUCAACAGGAUGUUUCAGAGCUCGGAGUUCGUCGUUUUCAUUUGUCUGUUUCUUGGGGCCAAAACCACAACAGAGCAGAUUUUGCCUCCCCAAAACUUGUCCCUGCAUUGGAUAAAUGAGUUCACCCCAGAGCUGACGUGGGAGCCGCCGCCGCACUCCAUGGCAAACUGCUACUAUGAUGGAAAGAUCAAAAUGAACCACAAAGAGGCACUAAAAUUAGAGCCUAUCAAAAGCAAGUCUACAUCUUUUAGUGAUGGCCCGCUGUCCAUGGAGGGAGGACUUCUAAGUUACUCUUUGGAAACAGUUUGUCACGGUAACCGAAGUGAGCCAGCAGUUUUGAAUAUAUCUAACCCAGAUCUGGUGAAGUCGCCGGAUUUCUACAUAACUACUGCUAAACGAGGCCACUGCUCCUGGUCCCCCGUCAGGACAACUCCAGAGCUGCGUUUCUUCUAUCUAUUGAACGAUCAAAACUCUGAAGAACCUUCAACAGAGAUACUACAGGAAUGCUCAUCGUACACUUACACUGAUGGUGUGAAGUCUGGCUGUGAUUUGAAUGCAACGACAGAGAUGAGCAUUAUGAUGCUGUUUAAUGCAACAGUGAACAACAAAGUUGUUCGGAACACCUUCAAUAGGAAGAAAUUAAAAGUAAAACCAGCUGCCCCUGAAUGGACAGUCAAAAAAAAUAAGAGCAAUUUCACCAUCAGCUGGACUCCUCCAGACAUGCUAGGAUUAAAUUCAUGGACAUUCACAAUAAAUUAUACCGAAUGUGAAAAAGAGGAACAAAGGUCUGUAAAAGGAUCUUCCCACGUGCUGCUGCGGACGCCUUCCUGUCAGUACUGUAUGAAGAUUCAAGCCAAGAGCAAAUAUGGGGACUCGCCUCCUUCUGAUGAGAAGUGUUUUGAUCCUGAUCCGAGUUCUUUCUCUGUGUACAUCGUCAUCGUUGCCCUGUUAGUUACUCUGGCAUCUAUCUUCAUUGUGUGUUUGCUGAGGAAUAAGAAGCAUAUCUUCCCCAAAAUACCAGUCCCUUCGAACUUCUUCAAAGAUGUUCUCGAAAACAACAAUGAGAGUUUUUUUCGCAAGUUGUAUGUCCCGACAGAGGAACAAGAGAACUGUACUGUCACGGUGGUGAAAGAUGCGCAGACCAUCAAACCAGACUGUUGAAACUCCUUCGCUGUCAGCGCACACUUCCUCUGAAGCAAGGAACCCUGAUUCUGAGUCCAUUUUUAUGAGAAUUAGCAAAAAAAUAAUCUCAGGUGACUGUAGAUUGAAAGGCCAAACUUUUUGAUGUUGAUGCAGCAGAAAAAAAUCGACUGCUGUUUCUGAACAGAUCCACUCAGCUGCUGCUUGUUUUCACGGAAAUGCCUGAGAUUCUGUCGCUUUGCACUAAACAGUCACUGAACUGUGAGUCAGGACCUUUCCUGGGAGUUCCUACUCAGCCACAGCUGUAUGAGAUGCAGACUGAAAGAGAUUCUCUAUUUAUCCCCAGCUGAUUACUUCUUGAGGUGUUUUGUUAUUUUAUAACACCUUUGGUUUCCAUGUGCAACUGAGUCACACCAUGAUCAUUUGUAGAUGGAAUUUCUGUUUUUGAAGAGUUCCCAGGCUAGAAGCCAACAAUGUGCCACAAAUUCUCCUAUUAUUUCUACCUACUCUGUACUGUCUUUUUUACAUGAGGGAUGCUGUACUGUAUGCCCUCUUUGUGUAAAGAUUUUUCCUUUUGAGUUGCACGUAUGAAAUUAAUUUGAGUUAGUACUACCAAAGAGUGUUGGUGCCAGCUUAUUGGUAGGUUUAUCAUGGUUUUGUCAUCCAGGCGGUUCCCUUGUUUUUCCCAGCAAUGACCUCAUCACCUCUGUUCACUUAAAACUUAUACGUUCAAGUUACUGCCAAAUUACCAAAUAUUUCAAUAUUUACAUUUUCUUCAACUACUUCUUACCAAAAGUAUAACGCAACUGAAAUCUUAAAAAAAAGUGUUUAUUUAACCUCCAGAACAAAAUAAUUUAGUUUUUAUGGCACUAAAUUAUUUGGGCAACAGCAGUAGCAGUUCACCCUGCAAUCGGUAAGUUGCUGGUUCAAUUCCCAGUCUGUCUGCCCUUGUUGUUUGUGUCCCUGGACAGACGCUUCAGUACCUUACCUGAUGGUGGCUUGAUUGCUAUUAUCAGAGUGUAAAUGAGCUGAUGAUACAAUAUUUUAUCUCUGUAUUGGAAAAAUGAAGAUGUAUAAAAUGGAUUAUUAUAUUAUUAGUUGCCAAGCAAACUUAUCUUUUUUUUUUUUUUUUUUACUAGCUUUAAGUCUUCCAAAGACCAACCCUCUUCUGCCUCCCCUAAUGUCUGAAACUGUUACUUUCCUUGUUUUCCAGUUUGGAGACAUUUUCUGUGUAUUUUUGAUGACAUACUGUGUGUGUUUGGUCAGUGGAGCUGUUUGUAAAUGCCUUAAAACUCAGUUUGGUUUCUUUUACAACUGGAAUAUGUAUAUUUACACAUACACACACACAGAAAAAAAAACUGGGUGUAUUUGUUUUAAAGUAAAGCCUUAUAUGUAUUUUUAUAUCUUUUCUAUGAUCAAGCUGAUCUCAACAGAGGAAUGAUUGUAUUUGUUUUAUGGAGUGCUUUGAAGAAACGCGGCUCUCAUUAGUUACAUUGUGAAUAUGCAUUGGUAACAGAAACAACCUUCCUUAUCCACCCUCUAUCCCCACCCACCCUCAACAAUGUAGUCACAGCAAGAAAGCUCUAGUUUACGGUUAUGUUUUUGUUUUUGUCUCCUGUCUAGGUUAUUUCUUUUUAGCUAUGCUAAUUAAGUAGCCGCUAGCUGUAUCAGACCAUGUUCCACACCAAUUUAAAAGUAUGUUUCCACAACUUUGCAAGAAUGUGAUUUUUUUAUUUUAUUUUUUUUUUAUUUUAAAAUUUUAAAAAUGCAAAAUAAAUGUCCUUUGUCUGAAGCUGCA
Molecule: messenger RNA, 3115 nt
Organism: Poeciliopsis prolifica (blackstripe livebearer)
Lineage: Eukaryota; Metazoa; Chordata; Actinopteri; Cyprinodontiformes; Poeciliidae
Gene: il13ra1
Product: interleukin 13 receptor, alpha 1
Exons: 10
Coding region: 187-1338 (383 amino acids)
Biological process (GO): cytokine-mediated signaling pathway
Cellular component (GO): external side of plasma membrane
Molecular function (GO): cytokine receptor activity; protein binding
Source: RefSeq, a predicted model, not a curated record